Molecule: messenger RNA, 1116 nt
Organism: Zingiber officinale
Lineage: Eukaryota; Viridiplantae; Streptophyta; Magnoliopsida; Zingiberales; Zingiberaceae
Product: succinate dehydrogenase [ubiquinone] iron-sulfur subunit 1, mitochondrial-like
Exons: 2
Coding region: 79-942 (287 amino acids)
Biological process (GO): tricarboxylic acid cycle; respiratory electron transport chain; aerobic respiration
Cellular component (GO): mitochondrion
Molecular function (GO): electron transfer activity; 2 iron, 2 sulfur cluster binding
Source: RefSeq, a predicted model, not a curated record
GUCGUGUUUUAUUUGUUCUUUUUUUCCUUAUUUAUUAUUUCCGACUUGCUGCUUCGCGACCUUCGAAGCGUCGGUAUCAUGGCCGCUGCGAGGGUUCUUCUCCGCCGAGGCUCCUCCGCUGCGCGUGGCUUGCUCCCCACCUAUGGCCCUCCGACCACCGUUGCGUCCCCCACAGCGGCUCGUCUCCUCCUGGCGCAGGCCCACUCCUUCCAGUCCGACUCCGCCGCGGCCAAGCCCAAGCGCAGCAAGACCUUCGCCAUCUACCGAUGGAAUCCGGAUCAUCCCGAGAAGCCUCAGCUCCAGCAGUACGAGAUCGAUCUCGGUGAGUGCGGCCCCAUGGUCCUUGAUGCCCUGAUCAAGAUAAAAAAUGAGAUCGAUCCUUCCCUCACUUUCCGCCGCUCCUGCCGUGAGGGCAUCUGCGGGUCCUGCGCAAUGAACAUCGAUGGGGACAACGGGCUUGCCUGUCUCACCAAGAUCUCGUCCUCCUCCGGUGCCAGCACGAUCACUCCGCUGCCGCAUAUGUACGUGAUCAAGGAUCUGGUGGUAGACAUGACAAACUUCUACAGCCAGUACAAGAGCGUGGAGCCAUGGCUUAAGAGGAAGGACCCCUCGCCAACCCCAGGGAAGGAGAUCCUUCAGAGCAAAAAGGAUCGCGCCAAGCUGGAUGGUAUGUACGAGUGUAUCCUUUGCGCCUGCUGCAGCACCUCCUGCCCUAGCUACUGGUGGAACCCUGAGACCUAUCUCGGGCCAGCUGCCCUCCUCCAUGCCAAUAGGUGGAUACAGGACAGCCGAGAUCAGUACACCAAGGAGCGGCUGGAUGCUGUAAAUGAUGAAUUCAAGCUGUACCGUUGCCACACCAUCAUGAACUGUGCCCAUGCAUGCCCCAAGGGACUCAAUCCUGCAAAGCAAAUCGAGUCAAUCAAGAAGCUUCAGCUUCAAUGAACUGUCCCCAAAGGACUAUUUGUUCCUUCUAACAAUUAGCAUCAAUUUGGGAUUCAAAAUAAAAGCUCUGCACUUCCAUUUGACGUGUGGGAGAUGUCACAACUAUUUUAUUAUUUGGUACUCAUAUUGCUUCUGAUUGGCUCUUUAUUUAUCACAAACAGUCUUUUGAAUUGA